Molecule: messenger RNA, 876 nt
Organism: Saccharomyces paradoxus
Lineage: Eukaryota; Fungi; Ascomycota; Saccharomycetes; Saccharomycetales; Saccharomycetaceae
Gene: RBP95
Product: RNA-binding ribosome assembly factor RBP95
Exons: 1
Coding region: 1-876 (291 amino acids)
Source: RefSeq, a predicted model, not a curated record
AUGUCGGAAAAUCACAUUCCUGCCUGGAAAAGAAUUGCCUUGAAUAAGCAGACUCUAAAAAGUGAAAACAAAUUCAAAGAGCAAAGCCAAUCCAAUGUAUUAGAUGAUGAUCCAUUAAAUAUCACUACACAUUUAUCCACCGGUAACUUAACAAAGAAAGAAAAAAAGCGAAUCAUCAAUGGUGAGAACAAAUCUUCCAUCAAGAAAGGGAAGCGUGUGUCGAAACCUGGGACGAAGAAGAAGGAGAAGUUGUCAAAAGAAGAAAAGAACUCAAAGAAGAAUAAAAUUCUUAAAGAUCAACUACGUUACCUAAUAGAAUUUUUCAGGACAAAAUCAGAAAGUAAGUUUCCAACCCCCAUCCUAGAAUUGGAAAGUGUGAAAGAAAAUUAUGGCGACUCCCUGACUAAUGAUGAGUCGGCAGAGUCUGGUGUUGUUGAAGUUUGGAAGUUUUCCAAGCAAAAGCAAAACUGGCUUAUUAAACAUUUUUUUAAUCUGGAUGAAAUUCCAUCAGUAUAUAAUGAUCUUUUGCUUUUAUAUUUCAAGGACUUACAAGGUAGAUCAAAAGAUGAACUAAUAUCAAAAUGUCAAGAGAAACUGAAACAAUGGAAUGACUACGUGGAAGAUCAAGAGACAAAAAUAAAAGCGUUGAUUGAAGAGGAAAAACCUAGUGAACCAGUUGACUGUGAAAAGACAGAAGAAGGUAAGAAAGCUGUUGAUGCUGUAAAAGAGGAACAAAAAGAGGAACAAAAAGAGGAACAAAAAGAGAUACAAAUGCCUAAUAAAGAGCUUGUUCAAAGAAGCCUAAAAUUACUAAAAAUUUGGACGAAUGAUGACUCGGAGCAGAUAGAACUAAAGAACUUUUCUGUUAAUGUUUGA